Molecule: messenger RNA, 1575 nt
Organism: Fusarium venenatum
Lineage: Eukaryota; Fungi; Ascomycota; Sordariomycetes; Hypocreales; Nectriaceae
Source: RefSeq, a predicted model, not a curated record
AUGGCCUUUUGGGUGGUUGACGGGGGUCGUCCGCUUGGACUUGGUACUACCACUGCCACUGCCGCUGCCGCUAUCAACACAAGCCGGGGUCCAUACUAUGUGGGCGGUAAACGGAGAGUAAGCGUCUCCGAAGGCGGCGACGCAUACUCGUAUGCUCCCAGCCAUGGCGAUGCCUUCACGUUCGACCCAAAGAGAUCCAGGUUCACCGAUGAGCUUCCUUACGACGCAUACGAAAACACACCAAUGACCAUUCCUGGACCCAGUGGUUAUUCAUCCCCACAACCGCAUGACCAUUUCUCAUAUUAUCACCAACAGCCGCAGCAACCGACAUUCCAACCUAGAAUCCAUCAUGUCAACAAAUCCGCCUACCCAUACAAUCACCCCUGCAACUCUCCCACAGAAGAUGAAUUUCUCUACCACGACGACAUCGGUUCUUCCACUCCCCCAUUAAUUCAUCGUCCCGACUCAGCACCUGUCAAGAAUCUUUCUUUUCUCGUAAUUCGUGAACGGUCUCCAACCCCAGAGGGUUUCCCCUCUAUCGAUGCUAGUUUCGAUCUUGGCGCCUUCGGUCCAGCACCCGAAUCUCGGCCGGCUCCGUCUUUCGGGCCCCCCGGACCUCCACCGGCUCCCGCAUCCGCCCCAGCACCAGCUCCUGUCGCCGAUGCCUGCGCUAUGGAACGUACAGCCUCCGGCCUAUCCAUUUCAUCCGACACUACUCAACCCUCAUUUGCCAGUUUGUCUCCUCUCAACGACGACAACGAGCCGGGAUUUCUGAGUGAUCUCGCUGCCGCACGAUUAGUCCGUGAUCAUGUCGCCAACUCUGGCUUUUCCAGUUCUAAUCGUCGAAGACACCGCGGCGUUGACUCUCGCCAUGGCCGUAUCUUAAGAACUCUCAUUAACCCCAAAUCCCGCGCUGCCGACUUUCCCCUCGAUGACAAUGCUCUACGCAGCAUUUUCUCGGCCGCCAAUGAACUCUUUUUCGGCAAUCGACUUGCCGGUCGUGUCGCGUGGGACUGGAGUCACCCCGCGAGCGCCCAGUACCAGGCGCACAUUGUUGGUACCACCGCCGUGCGACGUUCCCGCGAUGUCGGCUAUGAGACCCUCAUCGUGCUGUCGUCACCCAUUCUCCAAGACACAAAAUACAACCGUCGUCUGCUAAUAUCGACGUUCCUCCACGAGAUGAUUCACAGUUACCUCUUUGUAGUAUGUGGUCUGAAAGCCCGCUAUCAAGGUGGCCACACCGAGGGAUUUCGUCAGAUCGCCGACACCAUCGAUCGCUGGGUCGGGCACAGCUAUUUGCGUCUCAGUGAAAUGGACGCUGACCUGGAACACUUCCGUCAGCACCCGUCAUGUGGGCACGAGCAGCAUCAGGUGCGUAGCCGAAGCGCAGACGGGCAGGAGAGGGUACCCUGGCGCAGCGAGAGGUGGGAGGAUGGAGAACGAGAAAGAAGCGUCAUCUAUCCGACUGAGCUUCAUCCACGACCGCAUCCCAGCUACGAAAACAGGGACCGACAUGGGCGGGAGGGUCACAGAGCCCUUCAUGUCCGGAGAGGAAUCUCACCAUACGUUUACUGA